AUGGCGGACAAGUCGGACCCGGCGGCUUGUCCCGUCGACCACAAGACGCGCGAUGCAUGGCUCGCCCAAGCCCGCGCCGCCGAAGCCGCAAAGGCCCAGACCCCGAGCGCAGCGUGUCCCGUCGACCACACAUCGCAGGCUUCGCCGCCGUCCAAGUCCUGGACGCAAACGCUCACUUCCUACCUCCCGUGGUCCUCCGGUGCUUCCAGUCCCGCCGCACCCGCGACCUCUGCCUCGCCCGCGCCGCCGCACGGUCAGGGCGCGCUGGGCGAGAACCGCGUCAUCUCGACCAUCCCGCGCUUGGCCACCGGCUCGGCAGCGGCGUCCGCAUGCCCCGUCGACCACGGCGCCUCAGCCAAUGCGCCCAACGCUGAAAUCGAGUCGGGCGUCGACGCCUCCGGCAACUGGGUGUACCCAUCCGAAAAGAUGUUCUUCGAGGCCAUGAAGCGCAAGGGCUACGACGCGCGCGCCACCGAUAUGAAGACCGUGGUCCCCAUCCACAACGCUGUCAACGAGCGCGCCUGGCAGCAGAUCAAGGAGUGGGAGGCGCCGUACCUCGCGCAGUCCAAAUGCGACGGCCCCAAGCUCGAGUCCUUUGCCAACAAGAGCACACGCAUGACGCCCAAAGCGCGCAUCAACACCAUCCUCGGCUACACAGCGCCGUUUGACCGCCACGACUGGGUCAUCGACCGCUGCGGCACACGCGUCGAGUAUGUAAUCGACUUUUACGCGGGCCGCGCCGGCGGCCAAGCCGGCGGGCCAAGCUUCUAUCUCGACGUGCGGCCCAAGCUCAACACUUGGGAGGGCGUGCGCAUGCGCGCCAUGCGCUGGACGGGCCUGGCGUGA
Purpureocillium lilacinum is the source of this 846-nucleotide messenger RNA. Its product is annotated as cytochrome c1 heme lyase. Gene Ontology annotation, cellular component: mitochondrion. Gene Ontology annotation, molecular function: holocytochrome-c synthase activity. Gene Ontology annotation, biological process: cytochrome c-heme linkage. Lineage: Eukaryota; Fungi; Ascomycota; Sordariomycetes; Hypocreales; Ophiocordycipitaceae. The record is from RefSeq and is a predicted model, not a curated record.